AUGAAGAAUGGAAAUAAUUUUGAAGAUGACAAAGAAAGAGAUGGCAAAACUAAAAUGUAUGUAAUUAUAUAUAAUAUAGGGAAAAAAAAAAACAUUGGAAAUAUUGUACGAAGUUGUGUUGCAUUUAAUGUUAGUGAGAUAUUCGUAGUCGGGCGAAAUAAAAAAGAAACCAGUUUUUUUGGUAGUAUGGGAACACAUGGAUAUAUAAGAAUAAGAUAUUUUUCAAAUAUGAUAGAAUUAAAAGAAUAUUUAAAUGAUAACAAUAUAUUAUUAUAUGGAUGUGAAAUAACAAACCAAUCUAUUCCUAUUACUAAACAACCAUUUGUGAAAAAUAAAGAUACAGCAUUUUUAUUUGGAAAUGAAGGUACAGGAAUUAGUGACCAAAUAAUAAAAAUGUGUGAUAAAAUUAUUUAUAUACCACAAUAUGGAAAUGGCAUUGCUUCUUUAAAUGUUUCAGUUUCUUGUGCAAUCAUUUUACAAACCUUUGCUGUAUGGGCUAAUUAUAUAGAAGUAGAUAUUAAAGGAAAUAAAUUUAUUAUUCAAGAGCGUCAAAAUAAAUUAAAUAAUUAUUUAAACCCUUCUGAAGAGUUAAUAAAAGAAAUUAAUGAUAAAAGAACAAUUCGAGAGAUAAAAAAAAAAGAAAUCCAACUAGCCAAUUUGGAUAAUUUAGAAUUUUUAUUUUGA
Plasmodium yoelii is the source of this 684-nucleotide messenger RNA. RefSeq names its product RNA methyltransferase. The coding region runs from base 1 to 684 and encodes 227 amino acids. The transcript has a single exon. NCBI's taxonomy places the organism in Eukaryota, Apicomplexa, Aconoidasida, Haemosporida, Plasmodiidae. The record is from RefSeq and is a predicted model, not a curated record. Gene Ontology annotation, molecular function: RNA binding; RNA methyltransferase activity. Gene Ontology annotation, biological process: RNA processing.